GUAUACUUGCAGGUGAUCACUGGGUUCUUGGGUAGCGGGAAGACAACACUGCUUAAUGCACUCCUGAAGCAGGACCACGGCAGGCGCAUAGCUGUCAUUGAAAACGAGUUUGGCGAGAUAGAUAUUGACAGCGAGCUGGUGGCGUUCAAAGAAUCUGUUGAAGGAGACCAAGCCAUCAUGAUGCUCAACAACGGCUGCAUCUGUUGCACUGUCAAGGAAGACUUGCUGGUGAUGCUGGAAGAGCUGGUCGCCCGUCGCGACAAAUUCGAUCACGUGGUGAUCGAGACCACCGGCCUUGCAAACCCAAAGCCAAUCAUCGAGACAUUCCGUGCUUACCAGCCUGUGGCAGAGCAGUACUGCCUGGAUGGGGUGCUGACGCUGGUGGACGCCAAGCAUGUGGGGCAGCACCUGGACGAGGAGAAGGAGGACGGCGUUGUGAAUGAGGCCGUCGCGCAAGUGGCGUACGCUGACCGCAUCAUCCUCAACAAGACAGACCUGGUGAGCAAGGAGGAGCUGGAGUCAGUGGAGCGGCGGCUGAGCAGCAUCAACAACCUGGCGCAAGUGGUGCGCGCUCAGCGGGCCGACGUGAAGGCGGACUAUGUGCUGGGCAUCGGCGGCUUUGACCUGGACCGCGUUGCAGACGAGGCUGCACACAGCGAGGCGCACGCGCACGGCAAUGGCCAUGAGCACAGCCACUCCCAUGACCACAGCCAUGAGGGGCAUGACCACAGUCACCACGACCACAUGCACGAUGACAAGGUGACAUCGGUCAGCGUGGAGCUGGAUGGGGACCUCGACCUGGACCUGGUGAAUGACUGGAUGGAGGAUCUGCUGAUCGACUCCUCGGAAGACCUGUACCGCUUCAAGGGCGUGCUGGCCAUUGAUGGCUGGCCGGACCGCUUCAUCUUCCAGGGUGUGCAUGCUGUGUUUGAGGGUACGCCAGGGAAGCCGUGGAGAGAAGGAGAGAGUCACAAGAGCCGCAUGGUCUUCAUUGGGAGGGACCUGGACGCCAAGGUGCUGAGGGAGGGUCUCCAGCAGUGCCUCGUGAAGGCUGCUCGUGUGUGA
Molecule: messenger RNA, 1065 nt
Organism: Coccomyxa subellipsoidea C-169
Lineage: Eukaryota; Viridiplantae; Chlorophyta; Trebouxiophyceae; Coccomyxaceae
Product: cobW-domain-containing protein
Exons: 8
Cellular component (GO): cytoplasm
Source: RefSeq, a predicted model, not a curated record